Messenger RNA from Microsporum canis CBS 113480, 1104 nucleotides. Its product is annotated as neutral protease 2. Gene Ontology annotation, molecular function: metalloendopeptidase activity. Gene Ontology annotation, biological process: proteolysis. The record is from RefSeq and is a predicted model, not a curated record. The transcript has 3 exons. Bases 1 to 1104 code for a protein of 367 amino acids. NCBI's taxonomy places the organism in Eukaryota, Fungi, Ascomycota, Eurotiomycetes, Onygenales, Arthrodermataceae.
AUGCAAGUCCUCGUUGCUCUCGCCGCCCUCAGCUCUCUAGCUGCUCCAGUUGUUGGCUUCUCCAUCCCUCGCGGUGUGCCAGUCAGCCAGUCCAUGAUCGAUGUGAAGCUGAGCUCCGCCGGUAACUCCAUGGUCAAGGCUACCAUCACCAACAAUGGUGAUCGUGCCUUGAACCUCUUGAAGUUCCAUACCAUCAUGGACUCCAACCCAACCCGCAAGGUCUCCAUUGAGAGCCAAGACGGAAAGGAGGUCCAGUUCACUGGAAUGAUGCCCAGAUACAAGAACACCGACCUUAAGCCAACCUAUUUCAUGUCCCUUCCACCAAAGGGCACCGUCGAGCACUCCUUCGACAUUGCUGCCACCCACGACCUCUCCCGCGGUGGCCAAUUCACCCUCAAGGCCGAGGGCAUGGUCCCAAUUGCUGAGGAGAACAGCACCAACAUCACCGGAGCUGCCCAAUACCACUCCAACGAGCUCCACAUGACCAUCGAUGGAGAUCAGGCCGCUUCCGUCAAGAGUGCCAUUGGAGUCGCAAAGAGGGAUGGACCUUUCACCAGAAUCGACAAGCGCACCAAGAUCGACAUGCAAUCCUGCGGCAACCGCCAGGAGCUCCAGGCCCUCACUGCUGCCCUCAGCGCCUCCGCUAAGCUCUCCAGCAUGUCCGCCCAGGCCGUCGGCCAGAACCAGCAGAAGUACAUGGAAUACUUCAAGGACCCCAAGUACGCCAAAACCGUCCAGAGCCGUUUCCAGGCUGUAGCCAAGGAGUCUAGCUCUACCAACAACGGCGGCACUACCUACUUCUGCUCCGACGUCAUGGGAGGCUGUGAAGAGGGUGUCCUUGCCUACACUCUCCCAUCCCGAAACCAGGUCUACAACUGCCCCAUCUACUACAGCGAGCUCCCACCCCUCACCAAGGAGUGCCACGCUCAGGACCAGGCUACCACCACCCUCCACGAGCUCACCCACAACCCUGCCGUCCAGGAGCCAUUCUGCGAGGACAACGGAUACGGAUAUGAGCGUGCUACUGCCCUUUCUGCUGAGAAGGCUGUCCAGAACGCUGACAGCUACGCUCUCUUCGCCAACGCUGUCUACGUUGGCUGCUAA